UUACUAUUUGCAUUUUCCACCACACUGCAGUAAUAUGUAUCUCGCCUAUAUAUUAUCGAUUUAUAUUUGAACUAAAUUUCUGCGUUCAGAGAUGACCUUAAUGUAACUGGAAAAUCAUCUUUUUAUCGUCUUCUUUUCGUAUUUUUUCGAAUAUGUGUUUAACGAAAUCAAUAUCCACGAUAAGGUGAUAACAGUUCCAUAUGUGAUUAGAUGGUACGCGAAGUUAUAUCGUCCAGUAUUGCGAGUGAAAAAAGUUCGUUGUAUGAAUCGAAUGCAAAAUUGAAUGCAUACUCUAAAAAAGAAAGUAAUACAAUUAGUCGAAACGUUUAGUUGACUGUUUUUGCUUAUCCAUGUACUGUUUAUUUCACGAAAAUGAUAUCGUGGGGACGGUUUAAGUAUGCUCUAUAUACUUAUCGCCGCAACAAAAUAUAACGAACACGACGAACGAUGACGAGUGAAGACCUACUGCAACCUGGACACGUUGUCAAAGAACGAUGGAAAGUUCAAAAGAAAAUCGGCGGCGGUGGUUUCGGCGAAAUCUACGAAGUUCUAGACGUGGUAACCAAAGAGCUUGUUGCCCUAAAAGUGGAAUCAUCGCGGCAACCGAAACAAGUUCUGAAAAUGGAAGUUGCCGUUUUGAAGAAACUACAAGGACACGAGCACGUUUGUCGUUUCAUUGGCUGUGGACGUAAUGAUCGUUUUAAUUACGUAGUUAUGCAACUUCAGGGCAAAAAUCUUGCCGAGUUACGAAGAUCUCAACCCAAAGGAGCAUUCUCACUGUCGACAACGUUAAGGCUAGGUUUGCAGAUACUAAAAGCAAUCGAAAGUAUUCACGGAGUCGGAUUUCUGCAUAGGGAUAUUAAACCUUCGAAUUUCUCAAUGGGCAGGUUGCCCACCAAUUGCCGCACCGUUUAUAUGUUAGAUUUUGGCUUGGCUCGUCAGUACACGACGCAAACCGGAGACGUUAGAACGCCUCGUUCGGCAGCUGGCUUUCGUGGUACCGUCCGGUACGCUUCUUUGAACGCCCAUAAGAAUAAAGAAAUGGGCCGUCACGAUGACUUGUGGUCUCUGUUUUAUAUGCUAGUCGAAUUUGUAAAUGGUCAGUUACCGUGGAGAAAAAUAAAAGAUAAGGAACAAGUAGGAAUAAUGAAAGAAAAAUACGAUCAUAGAUUGCUUCUGAAGCAUUUACCGUCGGAUUUGAAACAAUUCUUAGAACACAUACAGAGUUUAGAGUACGCCGAUAAGCCCGAUUACGAUAUGUUAGCCGGAAUACUGGAUAAAUGUUUGAAACGUCGCGGAGUCAAAGAUUCGGACGCGUUUGAUUGGGAGAAGACGUCGUUGGUACCGGAGAACAUGCAUCAUAAUCCGAAAAUUACGUACGCUGUAAAUAACACUUCGGCGGCGAUAAUGACGCGUCCGGUGACCACAACGUCGUUAGGAGCCGAACCCAACGUACAACUAAUUACGUCGGUUUUCGACAACGACCAAGAGAACAUCGAACCGGAUAACGAGAAAGAGUUGGAAGAAAAGUACGGCGACUUGAUUCGAACGCUAUCGAAUCGCAAAAUGUUGAACGCUGGUCAAAAAAGUAACAAAAACGCGGAACUCGAAGUAGCCGCCAAAUGUGAUACGCCAGUAAACAAUGUAUCCCGGUCGAGCGGCAGAAAGAGCAUGGAAAGGCGAACGGUAUCGAUGCCCGGUCUCGAGCAAAAGGUGAUGGAUAAUUCGCAAUUCUCGUUACAGCCUGGCGAAACGGUAGCCAGUACGACCCAAGAUGUCGAACCAGAAACCGCAGUCGUUUCGUCUGUCCAUCAUUCGGAUACACCUAACGCUCGGGUACAGUUCACCAAUCAUCAUAAACAUCCGCCCAAGACGUCCGGCAGUAACGAUCCGGCCGCGUUACGAUCAUCGCACGCUGCUAUCAAAGAACAUCGCAUGCGUAGGCAACACACGCCGACAUCUAAUUAUCUAAUACCGAGAACGUCGAGCACGGUAGACGCAUCCUAUACGCAGUUCGCCGUCAUGGAGGAUGAUAACAUAUCCGCUAUGCAGCAGGUGACUCGCGGAGGCGGCGGAGGACUCACGCUAGCUUCGCAGUGGAAAUCGCAAUUCGACGAUUCCGAAGAAACCGAUAACGAAUGGAAGGCCGAAAACAACGCUCAAAGUCCAGAUCAUAAACAACUUUCUCAGCAGGUAUUAUCUUUAUCGAACGCGUUCGCUGCUCUACGCUCGAACGCCGAAUCGAACGAUGACGGAGAGGCUAAAAUACAAAUCGAAAUCAAAGAAGACAGUCCGACCAAAAGCUCAAACUGCGAAACAAACUCGGUUCGGUUACAAAAGGCCAAUAAACUGGUCAAAGAAAAGCAACAACAAAAAACCACCACCGUCAAGAAAGACGAUGGAGCGAUAAAACGCGACGCCGAAUUAGUCCUUCCUCGAGCGUGGAGCUUGCCUCAAGUUAAUUCGAAAAUAAGACUGAAUUUAACACCUCCAUUUCUGCAGCACGCCGUCGUCGACGGUAUUUUAUAUCAAAUAGACGUGAUGCGUAACGUAGCCACUAAAAAGCAACUCAGCGACGUAAGUUCGGAUAUCGCCCCACGCAGAUCUAGUUUACCGGUAUCGUUAUCGUUGAACGGAGUCGAGCAACAAGAACCAACCAAACGAAUUUCUUUCCAGAAAGAUGAAUCGUCUUCCAAAGAGAAACGCCGGCAAUCCGAACCGCCGGCCGACGAUAACGACGAAUGCGUAUUGGAACCGGUAUCCGGCAAGCUGGAAAUACGCGUCAGCGAUAAAUUCACCGGACAAGCGACCCGUAAUUCUAUAUGUUCUUCUUCGGAUAAAAUUUUCAAUAAAUCUUCCGUCCAGUUCAACGAGAAUAAAAACGAUAACAGCAAGGCGUACCUGAUCCGGCAGUUCUUAUCGAACGAGUCUUUGAACGAUGAAACCAAAGAGUAUAUUAAGAAUAAGAAACUGAUGCAGCAGCAGCAGCAACAGUUUUCGAAAAUUAGCAAAAUACCCAUACCCGUCGCUCCGCCUAAACCUUCGUAUCUGAACGAAACUCAUCCUACUAAACCCAUCGAAAGCGAACCACCUAUCGUAAAUUCGGCGAAUAUUACCAGCGUUAAAAACGCUUCGAUCGACGAAACAUCGGCGUCCAAAUCAAAAAACUCUAUCGAGGCUCGUCCUAAAUAUAAGAAUCUAUCCGCUAGCCAAGUCAACGAUAUGUAUACGCCGGCGUUACGCAGACAUAGAAAAAAUCAAGAUAAAUAUGUAACCGAUCCGUCGCAAUUGCAAUUACGUUUUCAUCGGCCGACCUCUCGCAAAUCGUGGUCUUCGGCUCAUCUGAGCAGCAACGAUAAUUCCGAAGAUACGAACGUUCGAGGCGUACCGAUUCACAUGCUGUAUCCCCAAAAAGCCGUCAAAAUCGCCGACGAUCUUAGCAACGGCGAUGAAUUAAAUUCGGCUUUGUAUCACUCGCCGUGCGCACCGCCUGCGGACACCAAAUUGUCUCCGGAAAAUAGCGCCAGGUGUCGUAGAUUUUUGCCAAUUCUACAAACUAAAUCACCAGUAGCUGAUUCUUAAUUUAUAAGGUAUUUUUUUUCUUUCUUUUUUUUUCUUUUUUUUUCUCAAAUUCUCAUAUUUAGCUUGCAUUUUAUUUUCUUAUAUUGUGAUCGUAGCUUUUUUUAAAUCUAAUUAUAUUUUCGCUUUGUUUUGUGUUUUCGUAUAAAUGUAUCGAGUUGACAGGUUAACGACGUGAAAAAAAAACGUUUCUGUUUCUUUUCAUCAUUUUUUUCUUUUCUCUUCAGGAAAGCAAAUUUUUACGAAAUUGUAUUUCGAGCAGCAGUUGUAGUAUUAAGUAUAUUCUAGAAUUGAUAAGUAACAAAAUGUCACAUGACUGAUAAUUUAAUUGCAUUUAAGGGUUUUUUUUUUCUUUCUCGUUCCUAGAAGUAUAUUACGAUGAUAAAAGUAUAUAUUAUUUUGAUAUACCAGUUUGAUCGGAUUUUUUUGUUUUUUUUUCUUUCAUUAUUUUGAAGCACCGUUCGAAUUUUUUGUUUUGUUUUUAUUAUUUUUUUUUGUUUUUUGUGAAAAUGAUUGUCAAAAUUUCCUAUAUUUUGUGUUUUGCCUAAAUAGUGUUUUUUUUCGUUUUUUUGUUCUUUUGUGUGGAUCGAAUAUUGAACUUUUUACUUUUUUUUUCCUUCUUCUUAUACCUAAUUAUAUUUAAAAAAACGUUAAUUUUCAACGUAAUACGAAUUGAAAAUUGUUAUCAUGAUUAGAGUAAUCUCCCCGUUAUCGCAAUUAAUGCCGAAAAACGCGUUAUUGUAAUUUUACUGAUUGUAUCUGUUACCAUACUGUCAGUUGUAAUGCUUUAAAAAAUACGAAUUUUUUAUUUAUAUAUCGAAAGUUAUUAUUUGAAAAGAAAAGCGUUGAUUUUAAACAAAAGAUAUAUGUAUAUGUAUUUUACUACUUAUCCUAUCAGCUUGUACUUAAUAAAAUUCAGUUUGAAUUUUACUAA
Molecule: messenger RNA, 4513 nt
Organism: Planococcus citri (citrus mealybug)
Lineage: Eukaryota; Metazoa; Arthropoda; Insecta; Hemiptera; Pseudococcidae
Gene: Asator
Product: asator
Exons: 2
Coding region: 448-3582 (1044 amino acids)
Biological process (GO): peptidyl-serine phosphorylation; signal transduction
Cellular component (GO): nucleus; cytoplasm
Molecular function (GO): ATP binding; protein serine/threonine kinase activity
Source: RefSeq, a predicted model, not a curated record